AUGCCCAAGAACGCGUUGGUCAUCAUACGCUAUGGGCCAUACAGCUCAGUUGGCCUGUCAGUGGAGCACCGAACCUAUCGCCUGGAAGGCCUUCUAGCUGUAUUGGCCAAAGAUGGACACAGUGUCAUCCUAGAGAAGAUGGAAGACUGGAAUGUGGUGGAGCUCAUGGUGAAUGGAGAAGUUGUCUUCCACUGCAACAUCAAAGACCUGGAAUUUGGAAGUGAUGGUAAACUAGAUCCCCUGUGCGAAGAGGCCAGGAUAGCUGUCCUAAACGCUUACUGA
Molecule: messenger RNA, 282 nt
Organism: Camelus dromedarius (Arabian camel)
Lineage: Eukaryota; Metazoa; Chordata; Mammalia; Artiodactyla; Camelidae
Gene: C8H10orf53
Product: chromosome 8 C10orf53 homolog
Exons: 3
Coding region: 1-282 (93 amino acids)
Source: RefSeq, a predicted model, not a curated record